UCGGUCAUAUACAUCGCUUACUGGUUACGACUUUCGUAUGCUAGCUGUUGCCUGUUUAUGAUCUCCCAUUUCCCCCAAUUUCCAUUCAAUUCCAUUCCUCCAUUCGAGAGAUAAGCCCUAAACCUGAAUUCCAGAAGCUUCAUGGGGCCUGUAAACUUCGUCAAGGGCUAUGGCAUGGUAGUGAAUCCCGUAGAAGAAGAUGAGGUCUCAGUUUCUAAGCGCAAAGCCUCGCGGAGACGCCGCAGCUUCAUCGCCAUUGCCGUCUCCCUCGCCGUCUUCCUCACUGUGAUCGUCGCCGCGGUGGUCGGCACGUUGGUACACCGCUCCCACUCGGAGCGCGGCGGCGGAGAUUCGCAUCCGUCUCCGUCGUCAUCGUCUCCCUCGACAUCAUCAUCGCCGCCGCCGCCGGUUUCCUCCAACAACUCCACCGCCCUACUCGCCGCCGUGUGCGCGGUGACUCUGCACCCGGACUCCUGCCUCUCUUCCAUGUCUCCGUUCCCCGCCCCGCCCAAACCCGACCCGGAACACUUCCUCAACGUCUCCCUGCGGGUCGCCAUUGACGAAUUGGCGAACGUGUCCUCGCUCCCCAAGUCCCUGAUGUCGAAGGUCAACGAACGCGCCGCCCGAUCGGCUCUGGAGGACUGCGAUGGCCUGUUCGACGACGCGCAGAGUCAACUCAACGAGUCAGCCGGGUUUAUGAACUCGGGUCCCGGAAACCUCACCCUCGCCCUCACCCCUUUCCAGAUCAACAGCAUGCAGACGUGGAUAAGUGCGGCGAUGACGGAUGAGGACACGUGUCUUAAUGGGCUGGAGGAUGUGAAUUCGACGGUGAUAGGCGAGGUCAAAGCGAGGGUGCACAAAUCGAAUGAGUACAUGAGCAACACCUUAGCGAUCCUCAAUCACCUACAAAGCCUUCACGAGAAGUUUGGUGUUCUAAAGCAUUGAUGCUCUUUGGCCUGUUUCUUGCAUUGAAUUGACUUGUCUUUUUUUUUUUUUUUUUUGGUCUUGUACAAUCUCUAUAUUUUACUAUUUUAGAUAUAUGCUGGUACGCGUAGUAAGUGAAUAGAAGCUUCUGCAUUUGUUUGGUGAAAAUGUAAAACAUUUUCGUUUUGUACCA
Messenger RNA from Ipomoea nil (Japanese morning glory), 1117 nucleotides. RefSeq names its product pectinesterase 1. The record is from RefSeq and is a predicted model, not a curated record. The coding region runs from base 142 to 945 and encodes 267 amino acids. Lineage: Eukaryota; Viridiplantae; Streptophyta; Magnoliopsida; Solanales; Convolvulaceae. The transcript has a single exon. Gene Ontology annotation, molecular function: enzyme inhibitor activity.